GGCUGGAGGGAUACCAGAUGAUUUUUGCAGUGUUGGGACUGAGAGGGUUUUGUUUAUGAAUUUGGCAAGUUUCUCUUAUUAUUCAGGCAUGUGCACCAUGACUGCAGAUUCCCAGCAAUCACCCACUGAAGCUACUGGCCCCAUACCAAGCUCCCCCAGUAUGGACUCCACUGGCUCCAUCAGAGUCAAAUGUGAACCCAAGGGGAGCUGCAGCCCAGAGGAGGGUAUGAAUAAUGGAAUGCCAGAAGAACACUGCCAGGCCUCUGGGGGCAGGAGGAGAAAACGUCCAGUUCAGCGGGGAAAGCCACCCUACAGCUAUAUUGCCCUCAUUGCAAUGGCCAUAGCCAAUUCCCCUGAAAGUAAGCUGACACUAGGGGGCAUUUACAAAUUUAUCAUGGAAAGGUUCCCCUUCUAUAGGGAGAACUCCAAGAAAUGGCAGAACUCCAUCCGCCACAACCUAACGCUUAAUGACUGCUUUGUAAAGAUCCCCAGGGAACCUGGGCACCCGGGCAAAGGCAACUACUGGACUCUGGAUCCUGCAGCUGAGGAUAUGUUUGAUAAUGGCAGUUUCCUCAGAAGAAGAAAGAGAUUUAAGAGGACAGAUAUCAGUACCUACCCUGGGUAUAUGCAGAAUAGCAGUGCCUUCACCCCCACCCCAGCUGGAAGGGCAUCAUACCCCAGCAGCAUAUACUCUAGCGUUGGCUCUGGAUAUAACCCUCAGAUACAUCAGACUCACCACCCAGCUAUGGUACAUCCCUACCAGUCUCCAGGUGGAGCUGGGCAAGGACAGCACAGGAUGUUCAGUAUAGACAGUUUAAUCAACCAACAGUCUGUGAUGCAACCAUCCCCUGGUACAGAGCUUACUCACCAUUCCAUGAAUGGAGAACUUGGGAACAUGACCAGCAGUUGUUCUGUAGGAGAUCUUUCCUGUUUUCAGACUCAGGCAAUCAGCCCCACAGGGGUAGGUUCAUUGUUAAAUCGGCCUUCAAAUGCUGUGUCUUGCAAUCUAACAUAUUCUUAUUCCUCAUCCCCACCUCACUUGCCAGUGUCCCCUACCAGCUAUUCUCCCAAUAACUCACAGAUAUAUGGCUCUGCUAGCAGGCUGGCUAUGAGAUCUGGAUCUUGUGUAGAUCACACAGACCAGCUCCUGUCUUUGCCCGGGACUCAAAUGAAUGGGGUUUGUCAGUAUAACAACAGUUCCUACAUGAUACAAACACAUUUUGCUUCUGGAUAUAUGUAAGUGUCAGAGAUGAUUUAUUGGGGAGAUUUUACAUAAACACAAAGUCGCUCUUCUAUGACUUUACUUGUGUUACUAUCACAGGUCACACAUCAUACAAUGCACAAUUCCUUGAUUUUUUGUUUUUACUCAUGUUGUGUUGUUAUUUAAAAGUUGAAAAUAUUUACAACAGCCCAUUUCUGUGCAUUAUCAUGUCAAAAGGCUGUUACAAAAAAUAAAUCUUGCUAAUAGAAGUAAUCAUUAUUUUACCGGUUUAUCUAUAUUCAUAUGUCUGACAUCAAUGUCCUUCAUUUGUAGGCAAUUGUCUUAUAUUUCUCUAUUUAAUGUACAUAUGUGCUAACAUACUAUUACUUAUAUGUAAAGCUAUGUUUUUUAAUAAAUCAUGUUUUUAACUCUU
This is a messenger RNA of Xenopus laevis (African clawed frog), 1634 nucleotides long. It is a transcript of the gene foxe3.S, whose product is annotated as forkhead box E3 S homeolog. The transcript has a single exon. The record is from RefSeq and is a predicted model, not a curated record. Gene Ontology annotation, cellular component: nucleus. Gene Ontology annotation, molecular function: DNA binding; RNA polymerase II cis-regulatory region sequence-specific DNA binding; DNA-binding transcription factor activity, RNA polymerase II-specific. NCBI's taxonomy places the organism in Eukaryota, Metazoa, Chordata, Amphibia, Anura, Pipidae. The coding region runs from base 56 to 1240 and encodes 394 amino acids. Gene Ontology annotation, biological process: regulation of transcription by RNA polymerase II; cell differentiation; anatomical structure morphogenesis.